GGUUACUCACCACCUUCCACACCGCUGGCCACUCAGGCAUGAGGUCCCACUCUGGCUUGUCUGUCCUCUUCCUCUUUUUGAUGCUGACGCCGAGAGGAAAGGCUGGCGUCAUCCCCGGAGAAAAACAAUGCAUUUUGUUGAAAGGGAAAUGCAAAGACAUAGGAUGUGCACCAACAGAUGACGUCAUUGGUAUAUGUAACGAUGAGAUGAAAUGUUGUAGGAAAUGGUGGGUUUUUGAACCCUACCCGACACCGGUUCCCAAAGGAAAGUCUCCUUAG
Acomys russatus (golden spiny mouse) is the source of this 278-nucleotide messenger RNA. RefSeq names its product beta-defensin 130B-like. The record is from RefSeq and is a predicted model, not a curated record. Bases 39 to 278 code for a protein of 79 amino acids. The transcript has 2 exons. Gene Ontology annotation, molecular function: CCR6 chemokine receptor binding; chemoattractant activity. NCBI's taxonomy places the organism in Eukaryota, Metazoa, Chordata, Mammalia, Rodentia, Muridae. Gene Ontology annotation, biological process: cell chemotaxis; defense response to bacterium.